This is a messenger RNA of Spinacia oleracea (spinach), 5436 nucleotides long. RefSeq lists its product as uncharacterized. NCBI's taxonomy places the organism in Eukaryota, Viridiplantae, Streptophyta, Magnoliopsida, Caryophyllales, Amaranthaceae. Bases 858 to 5129 code for a protein of 1423 amino acids. The transcript has 11 exons. The record is from RefSeq and is a predicted model, not a curated record.
CUGAGAAGUCAGAAAUCUGGGUAAUCUCUGAGUAAAAAAAUCUUAGUGGAUAAUCAAAAAGUAAUAAUCAGCAAUUAGCAUAAAAUUAGCAUAGUCAAACCCAUUUCAAUUUUUGAACAAACAAGUGAAACAACCCAAAAACCUUCCCCUUUUUUUCUCUCUCACUCUGCACAACACACAAACCACAUUCCAAAAUCCAAAAAAUCAAUCUCCCUCUCGCUCACUUACUUUCUCUCUCCUCCCAUCAUUCCCCCUCUGUUUUUCUCUGGGUUGAAGAACAACAAUCUCUGGGUAUGUAUUUCUGUAAUUAGAGGGAGAAAGUUGGAGAGAGAAAGAGCAAAAGAAAGUGACCCUUCAUAGAAAGCAAGAAGGAGGUGUUUUGGUGUGGGGGAUCACUUUGAGAAAGGAGUAAAGCAUAAACUAUCAGUGGGUAGUAAUAGUAUUUUUUUUUGUAAUAGUAGUAUUUUCAAUUUUCCAUCCUCAUUUUGUAGGGUUUUUUUUGAAUUGUCCCACAUAAUUAAGAACACCUCCUUUUCCUCUCUCCUUCUGUUAAUGCAGCACACAUAAACAUUGAUUGGUGGAUAGAGAUUUGGAUUAGCUUAGAUUGAGAAAAGCUUGACAUUUUUAACACUGGGGUUUUCAGUGUUUUAGUGGAGGAAAUGCUGUGUUCUAAUUUGAACUGAAUCUGGAUAUUUUAAGAUCUUAGCUGUAAGAUCUUUUUGGUGUAGAGUUAUCUAUGUUAAGCACUGAAUAACCGGGGUUGCUUUGUGCAAUGUACCUACGUAUGAUUGCGAGGCCAGGAUUUUAGAAGUUGAAAGGGGCAGUAGGGUGAGUGCUGCUGUGUUGAAAAGAGGAAAAUGUCAUCAGAUGUGCCACUUGAUUAUGCUGUAUUUCAAUUGUCUCCUAAACGGUCACGCUGUGAGUUAUUUGUUUCUUAUGAUGGCACCACGGAGAAGCUGGCAUCAGGACUUGUAAAGCCUUAUGUUACUCACUUGAAGGUUGCAGAAGAGCAAGUUGCAUUGGCUGUGAAGUCAAUUAAACUUGAGGUUGACAGAUAUAAAAAUGCAGAAACAUGGUUUACAAAGGGGACUCUUGAGAGGUUUGUUCGUUUUGUUGGCACACCCGAGGUUCUGGAAAUGGUCAACACAUUUGAUGCAGAGAUGUCCCAGUUAGAAGCAGCUCGCAGAAUCUACUCACAGGGAGCAAGUGAUGAUCAGUCUAGUGCAUCAGGGGGGGAUGGAACAGGAGCUUCUGCGGCAUCCGAUGCCACAAAGAAGGAGCUCCUAAGAGCCAUUGAUGUGCGGCUUGCUGCAGUUAAGGAGGACUUGACUACAGCUAAUGCCCGUGCCUCUGCUGCUGGUUUCAAUCCUGAAACGAUCUCAGAAUUACAGCUCUUUGCUUAUCGCUUUGGCGCUCACCGCCUCAGUGAAGCUUGCAGCAAAUUCAUCACCCUCUCUCAGCGACGUGCUGACCUCUUCAUCAACGACCAACCAUCAUCAACAUGGAAGUCCUCUUCCGAACUUGCCCUCCGUUCCUCCUGCAGCUCCGAUAUGUCCCUUGAUGAACCCUCCGAUGACCAACCCAAGCUCUCCCCCUUUCCCACCACCAGUACCACCAAGGUCACCUUCCCUUUACGCCGCUUUUCUAGGGAGCCCAGUCCUAGCCCUGUUGAUGACAAAGAGGAGAGAGAAAGUGCAAAAGACAAGGGCAUUGAAAAAGACAAAGCUACCACUUCUGCUUGUAACUCAACGACCGAGUCAGAUUCACCCCCCUCCACGUCAACUAAGACACCUCAACUCACCAGACGGCUCAGCGUGCAAGAAAGAAUAAGUAUGUUUGAGACUAAGGCUCAGAAGGAUAUUUCCCCCUCCCCUACUACUGUUUCUUCUGGCGGGGCAAAACCGGAGCUCCGUCGACUGUCCUCCGACGUUGCUUCUUCAACUGACAAGGCCGUUUUGCGGAGAUGGAGUGGUGCAAGUGACAUGAGUAUUGAUGUUAGUGGGGAGAGGAAAGAGCCUGACAGCAACGCUAAUACUCCUACACCCGUGUCCAUUUCUAUGCCCCAUCCUGUUUUCCCUCCAAAAUCUAAGGAUAAGAGUGAUUUAAAGGCGGAAGAGGGGGUUAAGGAAUCUAAGCUGCCAGUAGCACCGAAAUUUGGCUCCCAAUCUCCUGUUUUAUCUGGUUUAGAGGAGUCUCUGACAGCUGAGGCAAAUUCUAAAAUCGCUUCUUUCUCAGGGAGAUCAUCAGAAAGUGUGGGAUUGAAUGAUCAAAAGAGUUGUGGAGGGGUUCAUUCAACUGUGACGCCUUUUGGCAAGGGUGAAGAAUUUGGGUUGGAAAACCAGCCAUCUUCUAUUCUGACUCAGACUCAGAUUAGAUCUCGGCCUGGGAAAAGAGAUCACUUUGGUUCCUGUGGUCAGACAGCCACAGAGGAGAAGGUUAAGAGUUCUCCGGGUGGUGGAAGCAAUCCACAUGAAGACAUAGGGAAUAACUUUGGGGCAUCUGCAUCUGCAUUUGACGGCAAUUCCGGUGGUCUACAAGGUGAGACUGGGGAUGAGCGGGUGAGGGAUCAACAGGUUCCUAGAUCAACUUACAGGACUUCUCAUAGGAGAACAGUUGAAGCUGCGUCGGGAUCAUCAGCCUCUGAAGUUCAUUCACAAGCUGUUAUUCAAAACAAAGGAGGUGAGGCGGAUUCCAUGCCUGCUCAACCUAGGUGGAGAUCUGCAGGGGUUGAAGCUGAUGAAGCUAGAAGGAAAGACACUGAUACAUUUGAGAAGCAGGCUGACAGUUUAUUAACACAAAUGGAAAAUUCUGGUUCGUAUAGAGGAAAGUUUCAAGGACAUGGUUCUUCUUUUGAUCAAAUGAAGAAGUCCGGGGCUAGAUUGGAAGAGAGUGGUACUGGAGUCCAGCAGGGUUCAACCGGGAAAAGUGCAAUUGAUUAUCAGGAAUUUUCUUCUUCAACAUCUUCACUUCCUGUAGAUCAGGUUCAGAGAGUAAGGCAGUCAAAAGUUAAUCUGGGGCUGAAUGCUGAGCUUAAAUUGAAGGCAAAUGAGCUUGAAAAGCUGUUUGCCGAGCACAAACUUCGUGCUCCUGUCGAUCAAUCAAAUUCUGCUCGGAGAACGAGGCCUGUUGAUAUGUCCACGGAGCAGGAAAUGGCUUCCGUCAGUAGAAAGCCUGUGAUGGAGGCUUCUCCUGUCCAGACGACUACCGUGAAGUUAGAGGCUGAGCAUUCUGCAGGUUCUGGUAACAAGGAGAGGAACACUUCUACUCCAUUGAUGAAAAAUGUAGAUAAUCGGGAAUAUGAUGUCACACCAAAGCAAAACGUUUACAGCCUCGGCUUUUCAGAUGAUUCUAGAGGGAAAUUAUAUCAGAAGUAUAUGCAGAAGAGGGAUGCCAAAUUAAGGGAAGACUGGAGCUUAAAAAGGCCUGAAAAAGAAUCUAAGUUGAAAGCAAUGCAAGAUAGUCUCGAAAAAAGCAGAGCUGAGAUGAAGGUCAAGUUGGCAAGUUCUGCAGACAAGAGGAAUUCGGCUUAUGAUGCCCGUCGGCGGUCAGAGAAAUUGAGAUCAUCCAAUGUCCGAUCAGCAUUGAAGAGAGAGCAGGUAUGCAUCACGCAUGCUCCUAUUGACUCUUUAAUGAGCGAUGAUGAUGAAGAUCAAACUGAGUUUGUUGGCAAAAAGUUCAGUGAGACAUAUUCGGGGGAUUCCUCUUCUAGAAGUGUACAAAACAAAAAAGUUAUACCGAGCAAAAGUACAGCAUCAACUACACCCCGUAACUCCGCAGCACCUACUCGGUAUUCUGGGAAAGCUUCUAAUUCUGCUGCAGGAAGACGAAGGAUGCCUUAUGAUAACCCUCUGGCACAGUCAGUUCCUAAUUUCUCUGAUUUACGGAAGGAAAACACAAAGCCAUCUUCUGCAGGAAGUAAACCAGUCCGUCCUCAAGGAAGAAACCAUGCUCGUAAAAAGAGUGUAAGUGAAGAUUUGCUACUUGUCAAUGAAGAAAAGCCACGGCGGCCUCACUCCUCGAGAAAGGGCACAGCUAAUCCCAUGGAGUUGAAUGAUUCUCGUAAUUCCGAUGAUUUUGAAGAUGCUGUUUCCAAGCCUUCAAAACAUGGUAAAGAGGAGAAUGAGGACUAUCAUAAUUUCUCUAAGGAUAUAGAAUCAAAGGCUUUUCCAAGAAAAGGUAGUGGCGUUGGACAUAUCUCUGGUAUGGGUAGAUCAAAAGCUUCAAUGAUGGUUGAGGUAUUGGGAAAUGGACAUGAUUUUGACAAUGAGAGUUUUGAAACAGAAGAGAUGACAGAUGUAGCCAAAGACGAAGAGGAUGAGUUUGAAACCACAGUAGGGGUAGAAUCUGCUGACAUGGACAACAGUAAAGGAAGAUUGAGCCAGGAAUCUGACAAGUCAGAAAAUUCUGGGUUUGGUGACAGCAAUGCUCUUGGUAGUCUUUCCCAGGCAGGCCCUGCUUCUGCCACUGACUUACCUUCUUCAAUGUCUUCCUUUUUUCGUUCCAUGGGAUCCAUGCAGGACUCGCCAGGGGGAAGCCCUGGGUCUUGGAACUCACGUGUACACAACCCGUUUUCCUUUUCACAUGAAAUCUCGGACAUUGAUGCGUCUGACUCACCAAUUGGGAGCCCCGCAUCUUGGAACUUCCACUCUCUAACACAGACUGAUGCUGAAGCUGCUAGAAUGAGAAAAAAGUGGGGAGCUACACAGAAACCAAUUGUUGGUGACUCAUCACAUAGCUUGGCACGCAAGGACAUGACAAAAGGUUUAAAGCGAUUCCUAAAGUUUGGAAGGAAGAACCGUUGUACUGAGAGCCUGGCAGACUGGAUCUCUGCAACUACAUCUGAAGGAGAUGAUGAUACUGAAGAUGGAAGAGAUCUUGCUAAUCGAUCAUCAGAAGAUUUAAGAAAGUCGAGAAUGGGAUUCUCACAUAGUCACAAUUCUGAUGAGGGAUUCAACGAUAAUGACCUGUUCAAUGACCAAGUUCAAUCAUUACAAAGUUCAAUCCCAACACCGGCAGCAAAUUUCAAAUUUAGGGAUGAACAUCUGUCUGGAAGCUCUAUGAAAGCCCCAAAAUCAUUCUUCUCGCUUUCAAAUUUCCGGAGCAAAGGAACUGAGUCAAAGCCCAGAUAAUAAUUCUUUACAAUCAACACAUUUAAAGGCAAAGCAUAGAGAAUUACUUGAAGGUUGAAGAUUGUUGCAAUGGUUCGAAUCAUCUCAAGAGAGGAUAGAAUGUAAAGAAUGAGAAGCAUAAAACAUACGAAGUAGUUCGGGAAAUCUUGAGGUAAAUGGAAUUAAGGUACAGCAUCUAUUGUUGGUUUUGAUACCAAAAUGUAGUUUGGUUUCAAGAUAUGUUGUAUAUUUGUAAUGGUUGAACAGUUGCCUAUUGGCGGAAUGAUACUGUGAUUUUUGGUAGUGCCCACAGCAUUCUUUCUUCUUC